This is a messenger RNA of Capsella rubella, 1866 nucleotides long. RefSeq names its product BTB/POZ domain-containing protein At5g48130. The coding region runs from base 1 to 1866 and encodes 621 amino acids. Lineage: Eukaryota; Viridiplantae; Streptophyta; Magnoliopsida; Brassicales; Brassicaceae. Gene Ontology annotation, molecular function: protein binding. The transcript is spliced from 4 exons. The record is from RefSeq and is a predicted model, not a curated record.
AUGGAAACUUGUAGUAGCUUCAAGGAUGGUUCGUCCGUUGCCUCUAGUCCGAUUUCGUCUCCAAAUAUAAGUACCCUUUUGAAAAUCAAAGUUCUUUCUUGGAGUAAAGAGACCGGUCUACCUGCAUCGGUACAUGUUCGAGUUUGCAACAAGAGUUUUAACCUUCACAAGACUCUCUUGUGUACAAAGAGCGGAUAUUUUAAGGAAAGAGAGGAUCAAAUAUCAGAGAUAGAGAUACCACAUGAUUUUCCUGGUGGAGCAGAGACCUUUGAGAAGAUUAUGCUUUUCAUCUAUGGCUGUCCAACUUUAAUACAUCCUUUCAACAUAGCUGGACUUAGAUGUGCAGCUCAGUUUCUUGAAAUGACAGAGCAACAUUCAACGGGUAACCUCUGCGAAAGAUUUGACUUAUACCUGAACCAAGUUGUCUUACAGAACUGGGAUGAUACAUUAGUUGUUCUGAAGAAAUGUCAAGAUCUAUUGCCUUGGUCUGAAGACUUACUAAUCGUAAGCCGGUGCAUAGAGUCUCUUGCUUUCACGUCGUGUAUGGAGAUUCUUGAUCCCGAAAGACGAAGAGAGAAGCCUGUGGUCAUGCUUGAAGGUUUGGUUAAUCAACCAUGGGAAUAUACAACCGUCGAGAUACUCAUAAACCAAGAUACUUGGAUCAAAGACCUCACAGAUCUUCCAUUUGAGUUUUUCAGACAGGUUAUUGGGUCGCUUAGAAGACAAGGAAUGAAAGAAAGAUAUGUAAGUCCAUUGAUUGUCUUUUACGCCAACAAAUGUUUUAUACCUGAAGAUCAAACUAAUACUGUUAUGCUUCAAAGAGCUCUGGAUUUGCUUCUUACAAGAGACAAGGCAUAUAGGUUUGUUCCUGUUGGGUUUUAUUUAGCGUGUCUCGCACACAAUCUGAAGCAUGAAACUGUAUUAAAGCUGCAAGAUCAGAUUGUAUCUCUUCUUCAUACUGCCCAUACCGAAAACUUUAUUUACCCGAGAGCCGGGAACGGGAACGUUUCUUUCAGUCAGGAGUUGCUUACUAUGGAAAACCUAUUUUCAGCAUAUGUAUCAACAAAAUCAGAACAUCAUCUGACUUCCUCCUCAAGCAACGUGAGAGUUGGGAAAUUGUGGGAUAUUUAUCUCUCUCGUUUACCUUAUAAUCAAGAUAUGGAAACUAAAAGGUUCAUUGAGCUCAUUGAGACAGUCCCAAUGUCAUUCAGAGAGAGUCAUGACCAACUCUACCUUGCAGUGAACGCAUUUCUACAGGUGCAUAAGGACAUAACUCAAGAAGAGAAAGGAUCAAUCUGUAGUUACCUAAAUUGCCAAAAACUUUCAGAAGAAACAUCCCUAGAACUUGUUCAAAACGAGACAAUGCCAUUACGUUUGGUUGUCCAAGCACUAUUUGUUCAACAGCUCAACACACACCAAGCUUUCAAAGACUGCUCUGACUCAUUCAGAUUCACAAACUCCGCAGACUUCUCUGGUAGUGUUGUUCCAAGCUCAAGACCCUUAACCUCCCAACACAGCCCUUGCACUGAUGAUGAAACCGGGCCAAGAAGCAGACCCUUAUGCUUCUUGAUGCAAAAAGAUGCAACAUUAGAUGAGUACGAGUCAACAAGCUUCAGAAUCCAUAACCUUGAAGAACAACUAGUUUCUUUAAAGAAGACCCUUCAGUCCCAUAGCAACACAAAGAAACCAACUUGCCUUGGGAAAAGAUCAGCGAGUCGAAACAAAAACACUUUUGGCCAAGUCACAACGGCUUGUAUUGGCUCUGUAAGCUUUACUUCACAGAGAAAAUAUGCAAAUAGGCUACUCCGGGUACUACGUAGAGUUAACUUGUUUGGAAGUAGAAAAACUAAUACAAGUGAAAAAUGA